AUGGAAAUUGUUAUGAAUAUAGAUGUGAAUGUGGAUAAAGACAAAAAAGAAGCAAUUAAAUGGAAUUUUAAAGGUGCUGAAAAAGGAGAUCCUAAGGCACAAUUUGAUUUAGGACGUUUUUGUACAGUUUAUGAUGAGAAUCAAUACCUUUAUGAAGGACGUGGAACUGUGCAAGAUAUUACUAAAGCUAUAUAUUGGUUAAAUAAAGCAAAUGAAAAUAGGAAUAGAGAUGUCAAUGGGUUAUUAAAUGAAGUAAUUGAAGUAAUUGAUCGAAUGAUCUUUAUGUAA
This is a messenger RNA of Diversispora eburnea, 288 nucleotides long. Lineage: Eukaryota; Fungi; Glomeromycota; Glomeromycetes; Diversisporales; Diversisporaceae. The record is from the annotation of a GenBank genome assembly.